CCAUGUAUCCCGUGUGAUAGGGAGUCGCGUGGAGCGGACGACUCUUUCCAUAUUCCGCUUCCUUCCGCGCUCAUCCUUCUCCUCUUCGCCUUCGAGAUGGCCGUUGCUGCUGCCGCUGCCGUUGCCGAGAAGCUUUCCGAGUUGAUAUUCUCUGGGGACGACGAUGGUUGGGCCGCGGCCGUCCCGAAUCUCCAGAAGAAUCUGACGGUCCUCUCGCCGGAGCAGAUUGAGCUUGCAAAGAUGUUGUUACAAGAGGGACAGAAACAUCUAUUUGAACAUUGGCCAGAGCCAGGUGUUGAUGAUGGGAAGAAAAAGGAUUUCUUUGAGCAGGUUGCUAGGCUCAAUUCAAGUUAUCCUGGUGGUUUGAGUUCAUAUAUUCAGAAUGCAAAGAGGCUCUUAGCAGAUUCAAAAAUUGGUAAAAAUCCCUAUGAUGGCUUUACUCCUUCGGUACCGUCAGGACAUGUUCUGACAUUUGGUGAUGCUGAGUUCAUCAGGUUGGAAGAGGCUGGCAUUAAAGAAGCCAGGAAAUCGGCAUUUGUUCUUGUUGCAGGAGGCCUUGGUGAACGUCUAGGAUACAAGGGUAUUAAAUUGGCUCUCCCCAUAGAAACCACCACUGGCCGAUGCUUUAUGCAGCACUACGUAGAAUCUAUUCUAGCUCUGCAGGAGUCUAGUUGUAGACUAGCACAAGAUCAACGUCAUUCAGAGAUUCCUUUGGUGAUAAUGACUUCUGAUGACACUCAUACACCGACGAUAAAACUGUUGGAAUCAAACAAUUAUUUCGGAAUGAAAUCCACGCAAGUGAUAUUACUUAAGCAGGAAAAAGUAGCCUGCCUAGAUGAUAAUGAUGCAACGUUAGCAUUAGAUCCCAAUGAUAAAUACAAAAUUCAGACAAAGCCUCAUGGUCAUGGCGAUGUGCAUGCACUGCUUUAUUCCAGUGGACUUCUCAAUAAAUGGAAACAAGAAGGCAUAAAGUGGGUCCUGUUCUUCCAAGAUACUAAUGGACUACUCUUUAAGGCAAUUCCAGCUUCCUUGGGAGUUAGUGUGACAAAGGGUUACCAUGUCAAUUCUCUUGCUGUUCCUAGGAAGGCGAAGGAAGCUAUCGGAGGAAUAACAAAGCUUACUCACACUGAUGGGAGGUCAAUGGUCAUAAAUGUGGAAUAUAAUCAGCUGGAUCCAUUGCUUCGAGCAACUGGGCAUGCUGAUGGAGAUGUGAAUUGUGAGACAGGUUUUUCUCCAUUUCCAGGAAACAUAAAUCAGGUGCAUUUUUGUUCCUUUGUUUUCAUAAAAUAACUAUUUAUAACCCAG
Messenger RNA from Zingiber officinale, 1305 nucleotides. RefSeq names its product UDP-sugar pyrophosphorylase-like. The record is from RefSeq and is a predicted model, not a curated record. Bases 97 to 1290 code for a protein of 397 amino acids. The transcript is spliced from 11 exons. Gene Ontology annotation, molecular function: UDP-N-acetylglucosamine diphosphorylase activity. Gene Ontology annotation, biological process: UDP-N-acetylglucosamine biosynthetic process. Lineage: Eukaryota; Viridiplantae; Streptophyta; Magnoliopsida; Zingiberales; Zingiberaceae.